AUUGAUCCAUCAUAACUUCAUAACCACCAGCCCCCGUAUCAAACUGGUUCCAACCAUGGACUUAAUUCAGCCUGCUCCUACUGUUAUCGUAUGCACCCGUCCAGGGUACAAAAACAGAGAGGAAUUUCGCUCAGCACGAUUCAAAGAUUCACCAAUUGUAUUGUUCGGUUUUCCCGGUCUAGAAAACGACAAGGAGUCCCCGCCUACAGAUAAUACUCAUCCGCUUGUAUGGUGCCAGAACGAAGAAAACAAAGAUAAAGAAUUUCCAUGCAACUUUUGCGAGCGUGAGUUAGAUAGCACCACCGGGUAUUAUUUAUGCGAGGAGUUCGAUAAGAGGAUCUCUAAAACCAAUACUAUUGGUUUUCAUAAAGAGUGUAUCAAACCGAUGACCAACAAUCCUUAUCAUCCUAAACAUCCGCUCCAAGUUCUCGUAUUUUCGUUAGCGGCACCGAACAAAGUAUGCUAUUGUUGUUACGCUUAUAAAACUCACUUUUAUUAUUGUUUUGUAUGUAAUUUUAGCAUUUGUCGUGAUUGUGCGGAACAACCGGUACUCCUUACAAUAGACCACAAGAAAAGGCAUGAACAUACACUCUACUACAUUCCUAGAGAAGCCUCCAUGACUUGUGAUGUUUGCGCUUUGAAUGAUCGGAGGUACUUUAUUUAUGUCUGUCAUCAAUGUGAUUAUGUAGUCCAUAAAAAGUGUAUCUACUCGCCAUACGUCAUAAAGAUUUCUCGUCAUGAACAUCGCCUCUCUUUCACUUCUUCGUUUCUUUCUGGAGAAUGGUUUUGCGGGAUUUGCCGGAAAAAAAUAAACCAAAAUUAUGGAGGAUAUUCUUGCUUGAAAGGUUGUUAUUACUUUGCUCAUUCCCAGUGUGCUAUACAUAAAGAUGUAUGGGAUGGAAAAGAACUUGAAGGAGAACCCGAAGAAAUAUAUGAAAAUAUUAUGCCGUUUGAAGAGAUAAGUGAUGGAAUUAUAAAACACUUCAGUCAUAAACAUCAUAUGCGACUCCUCAAAGAAGUUGAGAAAACAAAGAUUAACAAGCACUGCCAAGCAUGCGCAUUUCGCAUUUAUGAAGGUGAUAUUUAUGAUUGCUUGGAAUGUGAUUUUGUUCUCCACAAAGUAUGUGCACAUCUUCCAGUUAAGAAACAACAUGUGUUACAUCCUCACCCUCUUUUCUUACAAGAGGAAAAUCUACAAACUACGUUUGGGUGUUCAGCUUGCUUUCGUGUAUGCAACAGUUUCAGGUAUGUGUGUCAAAUGGCCGAUUGUCUUUUCAAGUUAGACGUGAAUUGUGCAGCUGUAUCUGUACCACUUAAUCAUCAAUGUCAUCCACAUCUUUUGUUCCUACCAUCUCAACCUGGAUCUGCAAGAAUGUGUUCGAUUUGUAAGAAAACCGAAAAGAUCCGUUUAGAAUGUGGAGAAUGUGAUUUUGUGUUUUGUUUUCCCUGUGCAAUUCUACCAAUGAAGUUCAAUUACAAUCAUGAUGAACAUCCUCUCAUAUUUUCAUAUGAAGAAGACUCGAGUGGUCAACAUUGGUGUGAUGUCUGUGAAAAAGAAAUACUUCCCAAGAAUGGAAUAUAUACGUGCUAUGAUUGUGACAUCCAACUCCAUAUUGAAUGCUUACACGGGAUCAACAUGUACAUCUUACCUUGUAAAGAGAUUACACUUCAUGAAGGAAAAUACGAUGUUCUUUGCAAUGAUCUCCUGCUCACACGGUACACAUGCAAACGAUGCCGCAAACGUUGCGAAGACAAGAUCGUCUACAAGACAUCCGAUGUAAUUUAUUGUUCUAUGUAUUGUAUAGUCUGUGAGAAAUAUGGGAUCAAAAAUUAAAUUAAAAUAUAUAUAAAUUAUAUAUUAAUAUUUCUGUAAACAGUAAAUAAACAAGAGAUAUGAUGUAAUUUAUUGUUCUAUGUAUUGUAUAGUCUGUGAGAAAUAUGUGAUCAAAAAUUAAAUCAAAUAAACAAUAUAUAAAUAUUAAUAUAUAAGAUGACAAAUUUAAAUGAUGAUGUGCCAAACUAAUUUCAAACGUCUCAGUCAG
Messenger RNA from Raphanus sativus (radish), 2042 nucleotides. RefSeq lists its product as uncharacterized. NCBI's taxonomy places the organism in Eukaryota, Viridiplantae, Streptophyta, Magnoliopsida, Brassicales, Brassicaceae. Bases 56 to 1834 code for a protein of 592 amino acids. The record is from RefSeq and is a predicted model, not a curated record. The transcript has a single exon.